Messenger RNA from Naegleria lovaniensis, 714 nucleotides. RefSeq lists its product as uncharacterized. The coding region runs from base 1 to 714 and encodes 237 amino acids. The transcript has 2 exons. Gene Ontology annotation, molecular function: GTPase activity; GTP binding. Lineage: Eukaryota; Heterolobosea; Eutetramitea; Acrasida; Naegleriidae. The record is from RefSeq and is a predicted model, not a curated record.
AUGAUGAAAUCAUUGAAACAACGCACUCAAACGUUUGAUAUUAUAAUUGUUGGAGGUUCCAAUGUCGGCAAGCAUUCACUUGCCACUGCUUUUCAACAUUUUCAAUUUCAGUCCAAACUUUUUCAAAUAUUUUUUAAUUCCAUCCAAUUCGAUGAAUGUACUAUUAAGGGUAGAGUCUUUACAGACGUCAGCACGAUGGGUCAACGAUUUGGUGCUUUAAAUUGGCGAAAAAAACAUCCAGCCGAUGGAGUCUUGUAUGUUUUGGAUGUCUCAAAAACUGUUGAAGAAAAUUUAGAUGAAUUUAGAAAAUGGAAUUCUUUUGUGUUGCAACAAGGUCUUGUUAAAUCUAAGUGUUUGAAUGUUGUGGUUGGAAAUAAGAAUGAUUUGUCGUGUGAGGAGAGAAAAAUGACGUAUCAUGAAGGAUUAGAAUUAUCAAAACGAAUUGGAAUUCCAUUUUAUGUAGAAACGAAUGUAUAUCGUGAUAAUUUUAACUUGUUUGAAAUGAUGCUUCAGAAUAUUUACAUUCAGGAAAAUGAAAUGAACCAGAUGAGAUCCGAUUUUGUCAUUGAUGAGAGUGAUGGAAUGAUUAUGAAAACAGAGAAGUGUGCAAGACCGUAUACUAUUUCAAUUAACCAAUUUCCAUAUCAAAAGGCGUGGAUUAUUGCAGUACUUGUUGUCCUAAUCAUAGUGAGUGGUAUUUUCUUGUUCAUUUGA